UGUGACGCGGCAGACUUUUUCUGCCCGUCACAAAAGCACCCUGACCCCCGGAAGGGCCUCGCUUCCUUCCCGCCGGAUACCCCAGUCCGGAGAUGGUCCGCGAGAGUGGAGGGAUGCGUGGACCGCGGUCAAUAGGGACCCCCUUUGUCGCACCCCCUUACCCCCUUCGCGGAUAGAGCCGCGUCUUCGCGCGAGCGCGACAAGUCGCCGGUCGCGGUGUCCUCCACCCCAGGACCGUGGUGUGGCCACCACCGAGAGGACUGACCACCCUCGGGAAGAAUACCGCUGCCAUCGUCCCUCGGAGCUGCCACGAGGGGAAAUCAACCAAAGAUGUCAUGGUGGUGGCACACCGUAAGGAGCCCCUACAGCUCCUGUGUGGGCAGAGCCGCGAGCCGGCGGCGAAAAGAGCGUGGCAAUCGAUGCGCAAUCGAUUUCCGAAAAUAAUUAACGGUUACCUGCGAACCGGGAUGCAUGUGUGCCGAGCUAGCGAGCCACCCGACUUGUUAGAACCGCGAGUUCCCUUUUGUUUCUUGGUACCACUAUCGCGCGUGUGUGUGGGGGGGAGCACCGCCACCAUUCCCCGGAGAGGACCGCCAGGACAUCUGGGAUCCAGAGACCUGGGAGAUUCAAGUGAAUCGGGGGCGAUGAUAGGAGCCAAUCUGAGGUUUGGGAUCGGCGCUUCGGGUAACGUGUCGUCAAACGCAACGAAGGUCUUUCAAUGUCACCCAGGUGGUGCGACAGAGGCAACACUCAUAUUCAGCCUGGGGGCCCUCGGCAUGGGGGCGAACUUUGUCCUUAUGGCUCUCAUCUUGGCUAAACGACAGUUACGCAGGUGGUCGCAAGGAUUAUUGUUCCACCAAGCGAUGGUCGAUUGUGCGAGAGCUGCGAUUUUAUUACCCCUUGGAUCGAGCAUACUAAACUGUCAGCCGAUGACCAAGUGUUCCCUGGUCGAGACAGCGUUUCUCCUGUUGGUGACAGUCUCCACGGUGAACAUGUUGACUACAGUACUAAACGACAGCCCGAUUUUUCCAGAAACUGACGAGGAGGCCGACCUAACAGCACCUCUGCUCAUGGACUCACCGCAGUGCGUUUUAUUCGGAACGUUCAUGAUAUGGUUCGCAAGCAUCACGAUAAACUUGGGCCCCACAUUUCUAAGCGGUGCACUAGCUGCGAACACAGAAACAGGACACAACGCUCCUAGUUGUCCACUGGUUCAUGGUCCGUUUCGUCAUUACAUACUGAACGCUCUCUGGAUCGCCAUCAACAUGAUUUGUGUGGCGCUAACCCUCGUCCAUCUUAGGAAACUUCACAAAGAUCUCACUAAGGCCAACGUCGAAGCGGUAAAGGUAGCACUGCUAACAAUUCUCGUGAAUACAACGGGCAACCAACAAACAAACGCGGUUCCCGAAAACUCUGCCGCAUCCACAAACGGCGACACGCCCAAGAGAGGCGGAGCGACGGAAGAGCACCGCAAAAUGAGAAACUACUUGAAGAGGAUGGAGAGAGAAGGCGUGCAAAGGGUGAAAAUGUUUCUGGUGAUAACAGCCGCGUACGGUAUCUUUUGGGGACCAUUGUUCUUUGUCACCUUGGUGGAUCAUCCUAGCAUAGGGAAUCCAACAGGCUACGAGGUGACAUUACAUAUCGCGUACGUUCACGCAUUCGUGAACCCGGUGCUCUUUUUGAGCCUCCAUCGGGGAUUGCGACAAGGAUUGUCAGAGUUUUUCUGCGGUUGCUGCGAAAGCAUCGCGAGCUGGAUUCUGGGUCCAAGCAUUCCUGUAGAAAGCGUUCAACCCCCACGAUACCAGGAACCUAUUGAGGCUGUGCCAUCACCCCCGGAACCGCCAAUGGCGCAGCCCAACGCUUGCCCGGACCUCACCGACGUCGCCCUCCUCAAACCACCUCUGCCACCGACUGGCAAACAUUUACUGGACGACUCCAUGAUCAUACCGCCGGAUCCAUGGACUCUGGUCACGAGAUCGAAAAGCACAACGACCACUUACGAGCCAGACACUAGCAGAAGAUCGAACAUUUUGUUACCUCCUCUACCGAACGUGAACGAUUUGAUAAUAAAUGUCAGUCCGACCAGCAGCAAGUCUUCUAGCGGAUAAGUUCUCACUUACAAUUAUUUCAUCGAAAACAGGAGGAAAUUCUGGAGAAGUUUAUACAAGUCUUAUUAUUUAAUAUUGCGUACGAAUAUUUCAAAACAAGCUAUUCCUCAAAUGUGUCUAAGAAUUCUUCAAGAGAAGAGGCGAUCCUGAAGAGAUUUAUAAACAUUCUUUGCUCGGUGUUGCGUAUAAACUUAACGAAAAUUCUUAAAAUGUAUCUAUAAAUUCUUAAAGGAGGAGGAAAUUCUAAAGAGGUUUAUACAAGCUUUAUGUAUAAUGUAUAAACUUUCACAACGUAACUCUUACAAUUUGUCUGUUAAUUCUACUCAAAAUGGAAAAAACGUUUGUAAAACUUUGCACGAAUUUCUUGCUUAAUAGUACGUAAAAACUUCAAAAAAAGAAUUUUGUAAGUUUAAUUAAUAGUAAUUUUGCUUGUUUAUAUUUUUAAUGAACGUUCCUAACAAGUCUUAUAAUACUCGUGGAAAAGCUCCUUUCCUGAAAGGAACACAGAUUUUUUCCUUUACCAAAAUUUGUAUCACAAUUAAUAUCCAAAUAUUUAAUAUUACUCAAAAAUAACAAAAAAAGAGACAAAAAAUAUCCAUUACCGUGCUAAAUUCGUACAAAUUUAUUUUUUUUGUAAUUCUUUCAUUCUGUUCAUUCAAUUAGUCCACGCAGUGACCACCUAUAAACGUUAGAUUUACAGAUUAGUGGUAAGAGAAUGGAAGAUUUAUGAUGAAAUGUUUACGAAGCUCGUCGCAGAAAUUCCUCCUUCAAAAUGCUUCCAUUUUCUGUGCCAAAUCUUGAAAAUACGUUAAUUCGGAUAAUUCGUAGAGAAAGUUUAAAAGCCGCACUAAUGUUCCUCUGCCCCCCCCCCCCCCCAAGCCAAAACGGCGAACGAAAUGUUUGCUUGAAAAAGAAAUUAUCAAAAUAUUUCCGAAAGUUGCCAAAAGUGUAUGUAACAAAGAUUACAUAAGUCCAUCAUUCGCCAAACUUUACGCACGUUUUUUCAUGAACAAACUUCGCUUUUAGAUGAUUAUAUUUAGGUAACGGCAAUAAAAAGGUGAGACAGAGAGGCUAGAGCGUAGAGAACCAGAAAGUCACCGGCAAUGAUAGUUCCUUAAUGUGAAUCGAAACAAUAUUAGGCGCACCAAUUAGUGAUUAACUGAUUAAAUUAGGGAGUAUGUUAGCUAGUUUGCACCUUUAAAUGAGCUUUCCACUCAACUGGGGACUCAACUAAUCGAGAGCUUUUAUCUCGAUUAUUAGUAUAUUGUAUUGUUUACUACUGUCAUUAUUAUAUACUUAUUAUACAAAUAUAUAUAUACAUAAAUUAUCGACACAUAUGUACAUAUACGGGGCGUCCAAAAAAGUACGAUAAGCGAAUGUAAGUCCUUUAUUAAUUAACUCGUACACAGUGGUGUAACACAAUCGAACCUCGAUAUUUGCGAGCUAAGGAAGGCUGAAUAACUGUGAAACUAUCGUAAUUCAUACAAUUAUUGAAUUGAAUCCAACGAAUAGAUUUAUACAAUAGAUGAGACUAAGUUUAUGUAUUUAUUAACCCAUUUACUAAUACAUUCAUUUAUUUAUUCAUUUCCUUCAUACCUUCAUUACACAAUUUAUUAACAAAACAAAUAUGACUGGUGCAAGAAAUGCAAACCAGUUGUUAUACUCUCAUACAAAAUUCUUAUAUUUACAUUAAAUGAACAAACAAAAACUUAACUGUUCAAACCAAUUAAUAUCACGAAUACAUUAUUAUAAACUGGUUUUAUUCGUUACCUAUUAUUCGAAUAAAUCUAAAAUCUUAACUAUAAAUGAAAUUAUCUUUAUAAAAAAUUCUGACUACUACAUCUGUAUUCAUUCUAAAUACAUUCCUUCUCAAUUC
Molecule: messenger RNA, 3984 nt
Organism: Hylaeus anthracinus
Lineage: Eukaryota; Metazoa; Arthropoda; Insecta; Hymenoptera; Colletidae
Exons: 8
Coding region: 336-2108 (590 amino acids)
Biological process (GO): G protein-coupled receptor signaling pathway
Cellular component (GO): membrane
Molecular function (GO): peptide binding; G protein-coupled receptor activity
Source: RefSeq, a predicted model, not a curated record